AUGUCCGGGAACCCCAGGGAUCAGUUGUACAAGCUCCAGAUGGCCCUCCAAAACCGCCGCGGCGGUUUUGGUGGCGGCUUCGGUGGUGGUAAUCCUCGCGCCGGCAUGGGCCUCGCUACUUUGCUUCUCACUGGACUUGGAGUAUAUGCUGUUUCCAACUCGCUGUUCAACGUUGAUGGUGGUCACCGUGCGAUCAAGUACUCCAGAGUAGGUGGUGUCAAGAAGGAAAUCUACAGUGAAGGAACUCACCUUCGGAUUCCCUGGAUCGAAACUCCUAUUAUCUAUGAUGUCCGCGCAAAGCCGCGCAAUAUUGCUUCCCUUACCGGUACCAAGGACUUGCAGAUGGUGAACAUCACCUGCCGUGUCCUGUCCAGACCCCGUGUGGACGCCCUCCCCCAAAUAUACCGUACCCUGGGACAGGACUUUGAUGAGCGUGUGCUCCCUUCGAUUGUGAACGAGGUCUUGAAGAGUGUGGUGGCACAAUUCAACGCCAGUCAGUUGAUCACUCAGCGUGAGAACGUUGCCCGCCUGGUCCGGGAGAACCUUGCUCGUCGGGCUGCUCGCUUCAACAUUGCCUUGGACGAUGUGUCGCUUACGCACUUGACCUUCUCCCCCGAAUUCACCGCCGCCGUCGAAGCCAAGCAGGUUGCUCAGCAGGAAGCCCAACGGGCCGCUUUCCUGGUCGACAAGGCCCGCCAGGAGAAGCAGGCAUUCAUUGUGCGCGCUCAGGGUGAGGCUCGCUCAGCCGAGCUGAUCGGUGAUGCCAUCAAGAAGAGCAAGAGUUACAUCGAGCUGCGGAAGAUCGAGAACGCCCGCCAAAUCGCCCAGAUCCUGCAGGAGAACGGUGGCCGGAACAAGCUGUACCUGGACAGCCAGGGAUUGGGCCUGAACGUCAACGCGGGCUCCGACGACACGAAAUAA
Molecule: messenger RNA, 921 nt
Organism: Aspergillus niger
Lineage: Eukaryota; Fungi; Ascomycota; Eurotiomycetes; Eurotiales; Aspergillaceae
Exons: 4
Coding region: 1-921 (306 amino acids)
Biological process (GO): mitochondrion organization
Cellular component (GO): mitochondrion; membrane
Source: RefSeq, a predicted model, not a curated record